Messenger RNA from Aspergillus eucalypticola CBS 122712, 1477 nucleotides. Its product is annotated as cytochrome P450. The transcript is spliced from 5 exons. Gene Ontology annotation, molecular function: monooxygenase activity; heme binding; oxidoreductase activity, acting on paired donors, with incorporation or reduction of molecular oxygen. The record is from RefSeq and is a predicted model, not a curated record. NCBI's taxonomy places the organism in Eukaryota, Fungi, Ascomycota, Eurotiomycetes, Eurotiales, Aspergillaceae. The coding region runs from base 1 to 1344 and encodes 447 amino acids.
AUGUUCUAUGGGAAAGGAAUAUCCGAUUUGUUGCCCCAGCUGCAUGACAAAUAUGGCCCCAUCAUUCGUAUCGCGCCCAAUGAGCUUCACUUUGCCGAACCUGAGGCAUAUCAUAACAUUUACAAUGCCAAUAUUCGAUGGAACAAGGAUCCCUUCAUCUACCAUUCUUUUGGCGCCGAUGAUGCUUCGUUUGGGUAUCUGACAAUGGAGGAAGCGAAACCGCGCAAGGCUAUUCUGGCUUCCAUCUUUUCACGCAAACAAGUCAUAGACUUUCUCCCCUGCAUUCACGAACAGAUUGACCAUUUCUGCUCUAUCCUUGGUAGGAACGACCAGCAAGGUCAGAGCUCCAAUCUACUAUUUGGACCUCGCGCGUUGACGCUCACCAUUAUCACAAUCUUGAUGUUUGGGCAAGAUAUGUGGCAGGCGUUGGAAAGUCCGGAUUUCAAUUUAUCCAUCCUGCGAAGUCUAAAUGAUUCGCUCCCCGCAUUUACGAUCCUGAAAUGGUUUCCGUGGGUGGGGCAUGUACUCGAGUCCCUGCCCGUAUGGGUGAAUAAUUGGCUGUGGCCGUCACACGCCGGGCUUCGUCGGUUCCAGAGCGAGGUCAUGGAGCAGGUGGUCGCGAUCCGCAGCGGAGCCACAAAAUUGGAAAACUCGCGAUACCCGGUUAUCUUUCGCGAUCUUAUGGCUGCGCAGAUCCCCUUCACUUCCCUGUACAGCGAAGCCCAGACCCUACUUACUGGAGGCAUUGAGAACACCAGUAACACCGUCAUGUGGGGGAUAUGGCAUCUCUGCCACGACAAGCAACUCAUGGCCCAGGUCCAGGCUGAGUUACAGGCGAUAUGGCCUGAUCCCCAGGUUUACCCCCCACUUAGUGUGUUGGAGGAACUGCCCUUGUUUAUGGCGGUGGUCAAGGAAGCUCUGCGUCUGGCUCCUGGGAUCCCCCACCCGCUUACUCGUGUCGUGCCCGCGCAGGGAGUGAUGAUCAAGGGCCAAUUCAUCCCGGGGGGCACCGUCGUGGGGUCGAGUACUUUGAUGGUGAACCGAUCGGCGGCUCUUUUCGACGAGCCCGACGACUUCCGCCCUCUGCGCUGGCUGAAGCCCAACGCCAAGGAACUGAAUUCGCACCUGGUGGCCUUUGGGAAAGGACCGCGCGCCUGUAUGGGAAUCAAUUUGGCUAUGGCCGAAGUGCAUCUCAUCCUAGGUGCCAUACUCCGUCGCUUUGACAUCGAGCUGGUGACUCCAGGAAAAGAAGAUCUUGUCUGGCGGGAAUGCUUCAUUCCUUACUUCAGCCAAGAACCAGCUCGGGCAUUGUUCCGCCCUCGGGCUGGAGUCGUAGCGAUGUAAGGGGCAGUCGACAGCAGGUGAUAUUGGUUGUAGGAUUAGGGGUAUCGGGCAUUGUCCGCUUGGGUCAACGGGGCAAAAGAGAACUAGUCGACGAAGUGGAAAGAAUGCAUCUAUCAGAUAAUGCCAGUACUUG